This is a messenger RNA of Rotaria sp. Silwood1, 1223 nucleotides long. NCBI's taxonomy places the organism in Eukaryota, Metazoa, Rotifera, Eurotatoria, Philodinida, Philodinidae. The record is from the annotation of a GenBank genome assembly.
AUGAUUUUCUCCAUUCAUAUUAAGCUGUUUGUUAUCCUUCUCAUAAGCCUUCGAUUGGCUGGUCAAACUACCUACUCGUGUAAUGCCAGUGCUGCAUGUGGUUGUUCGGCCAACUCAGUUACAUUGAGCAGAAUCGUUGGUGGAGAAACAGCGAGUUCAAAUACAUGGGGAUGGGCAGUAUUCCUUCUAAUUAAUGGAAGUUUUCAAUGUGGUGGAUCGAUUCUUUCUAGCACAUGGAUACUCACUGCUGCUCAUUGCAUACCUUCAGGCACAACGUCAGUUACAGUGUACGCCGGAAGUAUUUAUCGAUUUUCGGGUAAUCGAAUUGUGUCAGCAUCUACAGUAUACAUACAUCCUGGUUACAACGAAAGUGGUUUUAUACAUGAUAUUGCUCUUCUUAAACUGGGGACUCCAUUAAAUCUGACAAUCGCAGGCCUAGAUAGUGUCUGUUUACCAUUCGUCAGUGCAGCGACACUAGCUGCCGAAGAUUGGCCUUCUCCUAACACUACGGUAAGUUUGAAGCCUUGCAUAAAUAAUGGUUCUAUGUCCAUGCGGAUGUGAGUGUUGGUCUCUGUGUAACUGACGAUUUGCUUCUCAUCCAUGCUAGUACUUGCAUCCACAACCCCACGCCAGGAGAACACUCACUUCCUACGCGUCUAAUGUCGUGCAGCUAAAGAUACAUGAGAUUAAGUUUGUUUUACUCGUAGUCUCGAUCCAGGUAAAAUUCUUUUUGAUCUUCAUUCGUCUCCCUAUCGUUUUAGUUUUUGAAUUGUAGUCACAUUCUAGGGAAAACUAUUCCAGAAUGUAUAAUUGAAUUAAGAUUAUGAAGUAUUUUACUUUAAACUUAGGUUACGGUCUUCGUUGAUUCCCUCACACUGAACCUAGUUGUUAUUUAUCUUGUUCUGUCAUAUUCUGAUUGUCAUUUUAUAUCUUUUUUAAGAUCAUUGCUAUUGGAUGGGGGAGAUUAGUGGAACAUAUGUUUUUAACAUCAAGUACUCUUCAGCAAGUAGCGUUGAAAACUGUUUCUCAUUCGGAUCCGACUUGUACUCCAGUAAUUAUUGACUGGAAUUUCCAAUUCUGUGCUGGAAUAGUCUGUGGAGGAAAAGGUUCAUUUUAUUCUCUUAUUUCUUUAGUCUCGACUAUAUAAAGUUCUACCUUUUCUUCACAGGUACUUGUCAAGGAGAUAGUGGCGGACCAAUGAUGAUUUUUAAUCAGACAUGGUA